AUGCGGAAAUACGUUUCGUCCUACAUUAGAAAAGUAAAAUUCGUCUUGUUUUUUUCUUUCGCUAUAUUCACCCUGUUCACAAUUUACACCAAAACGCGAUUAAGAAUAGAGAAAACACAACUAGAAAAUGCCGGAUUCAAUAAAUACAAAUCGAACCAUUGGAGUGAGAUAGAAACGAUAGGAGUCAAACCAUUUCCAGAAAUAAGGCUCUUUUGUUGGGUAUUAACUAGAAAACAGAAUUUGCACAACAGAGCGUCUUACAUUAGGGACACAUGGGCUAGAAGAUGUGAUAGAACACUAUUUUUUCAAAGCGAUAAAUCUAACAUUACGUUUCCCACCAUCGGAUUAAACAUAAAGCAACGAAAGGAAUCAAAAAAUAACAAUAUAGUCAAAACUAUACGUGCUUGGCGUUAUGUUUAUCGCAAUUAUGGAAACGAUUUCGAUUUUUUCCUCAAAACCGACGAUGACCUUUAUAUAAUAGUAGAAAAUCUCAAGUUAUUCCUCGCGGAUAAAAAUCCAGAUGCCUUAGAAUUUUACGCUCACAACACGCUCUUAGGGAUGGGGGAAGAGCCCUUUGAUCAAGCAGGUACGGGGUUAAUCCUAACUCGCCGAUCCUUAGCUAGCCUUAAUCGAGAAGUAAUAAUAGAGAAACCCAAGUGCUUGCUAGAAGACCGUUAUGGGGACGGCGAAGAUUGGAAAACAGCUUUUUGUUUGAGAUUCGUAGCAGGAGCCAAAGGUGUGAAUACGUUGGACUCGCUGGGCAGAGACAGGAUAAUGGUUUUCAGGGUCGGUGAUUUGAUAGCUGACAAAGUGCCCGGCUGGUUUAAGGAUGAUUAUUCUAACGAGUACAAGAACAUGAUAAAAAAGGGCGAUCAAUGUUGUGGCUUCUAUCCCUUCGCGUUUCACGAAAUCAAGGGCACCUACCACCUCAUGAUGGACUAUAUUUUCUACAACAUUAGGGUUUCAGGUGAUCAGCACUUAAUUGACUUGGGUGUCUACAGAGAAACUGACAAUAAUAUCGAAAGUAAAUUAAAAAAUUUCAAUAAGAAACCGGAAAAUUCCUUUGGCAACAGUAAACAUAGACAUUUCCUCAAAAAAUCAGAAGUGCAAGAGAAAAGCAAUGCGAAUGAUGAGGACAAAUCAAAAUGGCAAAAAAAUCCUAUCAAACAUUUAAGAACAAAACACAAUGACUACCUCACUACCGUAGAUGGCAAUGGCGGUUCGACGACAACUAUAAACAAUUAA
Molecule: messenger RNA, 1245 nt
Organism: Gordionus sp. m RMFG-2023
Lineage: Eukaryota; Metazoa; Nematomorpha; Gordioida; Chordodea; Parachordodidae
Product: glycoprotein-N-acetylgalactosamine 3-beta-galactosyltransferase 1-like
Exons: 4
Coding region: 1-1245 (414 amino acids)
Molecular function (GO): N-acetylgalactosaminide beta-1,3-galactosyltransferase activity
Source: RefSeq, a predicted model, not a curated record